UCUGAGUUUAACUUUAGACAACUGGGUCUGUACUUUUGUUUCUAUUAUUUAGCAGUGUGGAUUUUCUUCUUAUUACAUCCACCAUGGUUCAGUUCAGACUUCAGAACCAUGAAGGAGAAGAAAAGCGACUAGCUUAAUUAGCUAGCUAGCUAGCUAUAUAUCCAUCAGCUGGGUUCACUUCUGAUUUACUUCUCUUUAUACAUAUAUGUAUCAGUCUGUCUUGUUUCUUCUGCUCUUUCACACAAAACAACAGAAGUUUCAUUGUCUGUUUAUUGGUUGGUGCCAAGGCGGAAACUAUCUGGAUAAUUGUUUUUUUCUUUUUGCCUGCGGAUUUCAAAGGGUAUUAUUCCUCCCCUUUCCUCUUUCUUUGAUUCCAAAACCUUUUUUAAUAUAUGCGAAGAACAAGAUCUACUAUGGACCAUAAUACUGCAGCAAAAAUCUUAGGUUUCGGAGAAUUUCCAUGUUUGAGAAAAAGAUAGAUGUCGUGUUCGAUCCAUGUUCCACCUCCAUCAACAGAAUCAUCAUCAUCAGGCAGUGCAUCAGGAGAACAUGUCUAAUUUGACUGCCUCUGUAUCUGCUGAACCAAGUGUUUCAAAUAUUGGUACUACUUACAAUUAUCCUCCUCCACCAUCAACUUCGUCUCAAUCUCAGCCACUGAAGAAAAAGAGAAACCUCCCUGGCAACCCAGACCCAGAAGCUGAAGUGAUCGCCUUGUCUCCAAAGACUCUGCUAGCUACGAACAGGUUCAUAUGCGAGAUCUGCAACAAGGGGUUUCAGAGGGACCAGAAUCUGCAGCUUCAUAGAAGAGGGCACAAUCUGCCAUGGAAGCUGAAGCAGAGGACGACUAGCAAAGAGAUGAUGAGGAAGAAGGUGUACGUGUGUCCAGAACCAAGCUGCGUCCACCAUGAUCCUUCGAGAGCACUCGGAGACCUCACAGGGAUCAAGAAACACUUUUGCAGAAAGCACGGAGAGAAGAAAUGGAAAUGCGAGAAGUGCUCAAAGAGAUACGCGGUUCAAUCCGAUUGGAAGGCUCACUCCAAAACCUGUGGCACGAGAGAGUACAGAUGUGACUGUGGAACUCUCUUCUCUAGGAGGGACAGUUUCAUAACUCACAGAGCAUUCUGUGAUGCAUUAGCAGAAGAGAGUGCGCGAUCUGAAGCAAACCCACGAGUUCCUCUUCCCUCAUCACAGCAACACUUCAAAAACCAGAUCAGUCUCACUCCUCCUCCUCCUCUCAGGCAUGGAAUGAUUCAGGUCCCCUCUUGGCUUGGUGGCCCACCCACCACCUGUGCGAUAGAUCAGCACCGUCAACUUCAUCAUCUAGGCCAUGAAAGUCCAAACCCUAACCCUACUAGCCUCGGCCCCACUACCACCACCUCUAGUCUUCUUCCUUCUUACCAACUUCCAGCGCCUUCCUCGCACAUGUCAGCCACAGCCUUGCUUCAGAAAGCGGCUCAGAUGGGUUCGACCAUCAGCAAAACCGGCUCGCCCGUGCUCAUCAGGACCCACCACCACAACAUUACUAAUCACAUGUCUGCUACUUCCAGCACUGAUCACCACCCUGCUGGUUUAAACUUGUCGUCCUCAUCCUCCUCACCUGAAGGUCACGUGACCACCACAACACCGGCCAUGGCUUCUUGCCUUCAUCUCCUUUUUCUUUCUCUACUUCUGCUCAGUUUGGAGGUGCAAGUUCUUUCGAGGAGGGUUUGAUUAAUGGUGGGAUUUUGAAUCCCAUGAAAGAUGCGAAGAACUUGCAUGGCAAUGCUCUUUUCAGAUCAACCGGUGGCGUGACGGAGGCAGCUGCCGCCGCUGGUGGUAGUGCUGGUGGGAACGAGGGUUUGACGAGGGACUUCUUGGGUCUUAAACCUCUUUCCCAUGAUGAUAUUCUCAACUUUGCUGGGAUUGGAAACUGCAUGAUGAGCUCAUCUUCGGCUUCCCAUGAUCAACGAAUUCAUCAAUUCCAAUGGCAUUCCUAAUUAUCAUUAGCAUAUGAUUAUAAAUAUGUUUAUCAAUAUCUUCCUUUCUCUUUUCAUGUCAAUUAGAAUUUCGCCUUUUUUAUAAUCCCCAAAAGGGAAGGAUUAUAUUACAUAUUGUAAUUCCCUUUGCAGUCAUUUUUUAUCAACCCUUAGUUAUGUAGUUAUUUGACGAAAAAUUUUAAUUGACUCUUCAAUACAAAACCUGUGGAGAAGUUUUGAUAUA
Messenger RNA from Prosopis cineraria, 2199 nucleotides. Its product is annotated as protein indeterminate-domain 7-like. The coding region runs from base 496 to 1710 and encodes 404 amino acids. The record is from RefSeq and is a predicted model, not a curated record. Lineage: Eukaryota; Viridiplantae; Streptophyta; Magnoliopsida; Fabales; Fabaceae. Gene Ontology annotation, molecular function: DNA-binding transcription factor activity. The transcript is spliced from 3 exons. Gene Ontology annotation, cellular component: nucleus.